UACUAUGCUAUAUAGUAUUGGUGCUUUAAUGUACAACUCAAAGUUGUACCAUAACAUUAAAUGUAUAAGUUUAGGUUGUACCAUAAAGCAAUUUGUACCAUUAUGUUAUGGUACAACUUUAUAACUUGAAGUUGUACCAUCACAUAAAGGUACAAGUUCAAGUUGUACCAUAAAAGAAUUUGUACAAAAAGUAUAGGUACAAUAUGAAGUUGUACCAUAAUUUAAAUGUACGAUUUUAAGUUGUACCAUAAAGGUAAAACCCUAUAGCACCAAUACUAUAUAGCAUUGUAAAAUUUCUCUUUUCAUAAAAUGGAAGAGAAGUGCGGCAGAUUCUUGAUGAAGUCUCCUAGGGGCAAGGUUUGAUACUUCUGUUUUCCCUUCCGGUCAUCAAAGAAGAACCUGAACAAGAGCUCAAAGGCAUAUAUAAAAAUGGAAAAUAAUAAAAGAUAAUAAUUAUCUUACAGAGUUACAGUCUGCAGUUAAUUAAGGGGGUCAUUAUCUUCCUUAAUCACAUGGCUUAUUCCAUACAAAUAUGAGAAUAUUCGAGUUUUUCUGCUCAACAAAUAGCGUACUUCCCAGACCCUAUAAACACACAGUUAAGAAAACAGAAACAUGAGAGAGUGUUUUGCCAAGAUCUCCAUUUUUCGCAUAAAGCAAGAGUCAAAGAGAGUGGGAGUGGGUGGAUGGGGUUAGUCGGUUUAAAACUAUAAUUUUUGGAGAAAUUCAGAAUUAAUUAACUGAUUUCCUUUUCUAAAUCAAAACUGGAAAAUAAUAAAGAUAAUUAAUAAGAUAAUAAUUACCUUACCAUCCACACUUUAUUAAGGAAGUAACUAUCUUCCUUAACCGUAUGUCUUAUUCUCUACAAAAAAGAGAGGAUAUUCGGAAUUUUCCGAUAGACCUUAUAAACACACAAUUAAUAGAGCAAACAUGAUAUAGUGUUCUAUGAGAACUCUAUUUUUUGUACAAACCAAGAGUCGAAGAGAGUUGUUGUUUUAUACUAGAGGCGACUGACUAAUAGUCUUUUGUGUGCAUUACGAGGCAGUGUCACAAACAUUUUAAAAAGAGCGAGCUUGUCCACAACUUAGCCAGAUUCGGUUGCCAUAAUUUUUGUGUUCGAUUUCUAACAUUUUUAAGACGGUGUGCUACUUUAGCUACCAAACAUAACAUCGGAUCUGGAGCAAGUGCUCGCUACUAACUACUACUUCUAACACAAGCCAAGUGAACCAAUGAAAGGAUGUUGCAGCAUAUAGUGGUAGCAAGUUAUAAUAAAUAUUGAAUACUCGGAUCUCUAGAUUUACUAUUACUCAACUUCACCUUAUUAUCUAGCCAAUGAAAUCGUAGAAUUAAUGAUUAAUGAAUCUCAAACUUCUUGAACUCUUGGUUCGUAAUCCAGAGAGUCCUUAAUAAGUCUUCAAUAUCGAUUAAAUCAAUCAAUGCCCUCUUGGUCGAUUGCUCACAGGAACACUAUCCUCAACUAACACAAACAAUCAAGGCAAUCCAAACUAGACACCCUCUAUUGGUUGAUUUCUUACCCAAUACAAAGCAUUGGUCGACUCACUCUCGAACAUUCGAUCACUUACUUCCAAUCGAUGUCUAUCUAUCAACAUAAUCAGAUAUUAUCUCUUCUAUGUCAAAGCAUAAAUCAAUAAUACUUGGCCAAUGCAAAAUUGAUUCUUAAAACAUGCAUAGAUUGCAUGUGAACAUAGGUUUAACAAGUAAGAGUACUCGUACAAUAAUCAAAUCAACCAAACAUGACUAGAGUUCCUCAUACCCAAGUGAAAGGAAGUUUACUCUAUAGAGAGAGAAAGGAAUGUAAAGGGAUAAGAUGAACGACUUCAUGGUGAAGAUAUUAUUCUUCUGACAUUCUUUUUCCUCUUCUAAACUUGUUUCCCGAGCUCCAUUGGUGAAGAAAUGGCCCAAAAUUGCUCCAAGAACUCUCAAAUGACGUCGUACAUCUCUCUAGAGUUCAUCCUUUAGGGGUGUUUGGGAGUCCAAAGCCUAGCUCUCUCCUUUGAAAAUCAUAGAUAUCCUAUUUAUACCCGAAACAAUGGCAAAGUUAUGACCAUGACUUUAGGAUUUAUGGUCGUGACUUUCAGAACGCAACACAAAAGUUAGUGUCAGUGGAAAAGUCACUCUUGUGAAUUUGGAUCAAGCCUCUGAAAGUAUGUCAUGGCUUGUGUUUCUUGAUUCUCACGGCCACGAUUUUCAUGCCCAUGACCGUGAGAAUUAUCAUUGGUCUAAUUUUGCUCCUUUUUUAUCUCAAAAUGCCACAAAACUCAAUCAUGACCCAUCGCCAAACUCUAAGACCUGAAAUAUGGCCAACAAACAUAUCUUAGCAUAAAAUCGUCAAAUGAUAUGGUGUUUUCUAGAUAAAUGGUUAAUAAACAAUAAGAAUUUGGGGGGGGGGGGGGUAAACAUAUAUAAUUAAGCACUUCUCACACUCUUUCACACUUAAUCAUUUGCUUGUCCCCAAACAAAUUACAUACAACACAUAUUUUGUCAAGAGGAUGGGAAAAUAGCCUCAAGGAGGAAGCAAAUAAAAGCAAAGAAAGCAAAAAAGAAUAAAGCAUAGGCACAAAAACGCGGAAAGGAUCGAACAAGGGCUUGGUUUACUGGUGAUAACACUUGUUUUGGAGUCAGAGGUCUCAGGUUCAAUUCAUUCAAAUAACACCUAGUCACAAAAGUAAACUGAUAUCACUCUUACAAAAAAGAUGAUGAAAGGACAAGAAAAAUAAAAGGGAGCCACCGCCGACUGCUUGGAGGCUCCGACAACAACCCUUUUUAAUUAUGGUCGUUUGAUUUUGGUAAUAGUUAAAUUGAUGAAUUGUCAUCAAUACAUGCAUAAUAAUAUACAUGUAUAUAAGAAAAAUGGUGUAUUUUAGUUUACAUAGUUUGGUUUCUGUGAUAGUUGUUAUAAUAUUUAAAUAAAUUAUAUUACUUUUUGUAUAAAAUGUCUUUUGUUUUUAAUAUAAAAAAGCAACACAGAUAAAAAUGUAGAGACAUAGUUGGAAGAAAAAACCCCAACAAUCUCACUCAAAACUUGAGAUUUAACUAUCAUUCAUUUUGAAUGAUAGUUUGUGUCACAUUAACCAAACAAUGCAUGUAUUGUUUGUGCAGAAAAUUCAGAAAACAAUGCAUUGUAACAGGGGAUAAAGAAAAUUUUUCUUUUUCUCAGUAGGACAACUAACACGCGCCACCCACAACCAACCGCGUCACUUACCGAGAUGUCGUUGUAGGGUACGUGGCACACACCAAUAGGACACAAAGCUAGCCAAUCGGAGUUUGUCUUCUCUAACAGUCUACAUCGACUGGUUUUACCGUUUUCCAUUUUUACUAUUCAUCUGCUCUGUUUCAGUUUACCAGCACAACUGAAUUUCCCUUUGUUCUUGUAAUCAUGACUAUAUAUAUGAAAUGAGAUGGAGAAGAAGGGUAGGUCAAAAUCCUAAUCCAUUCACAACCCAACACGUUGUUAUGGUAUCAGAGCUUGGUUAGGGUUCCAACCCUUUCCACUAUGUUCUUUCACUUUUCCUUCUUCCUUCUUCUCGUUUCUGUUUUUGUGUUCUUUGAUCAUUUCAAUCAUGGCGAACGAAACCCAAAGUGCAACCCAGAGUGAAAGCGACAAUGCUUCAGGGAAUCGCCCAGCUAGUGGGUACCCUCUAGCAUAUCUGUUUUACCUUAAUGGGCCCGAGCAACCAGGUCAAGUUCUGGUCAAGUUAUAGCCUUGCAAUAUUUGGGAGUAAGGGUUCCUGAUCAACAAAGAGGAGAAUGGAACUCAAGCCCUAACUCAAGUAUGAGAGGAAGAGGAAGAGGCAGAGGCAGGGGUCGUUCAGGCACACUAAGACCCUAUUGCACCUACUGCAAGAUGCAAGGUCACACUGAAGACACUUGUUAUCAUAAGCAUGGAUGGCCAUCUGGGAUGUCUCCUAUAGGUGGUAGAGGAAGUGGCAAUACUGAUUUCAGGCAAGCCAAUGUUGCUCUAGGCACAGAACAAGGGAACAUAAACACUGCUGAAGGGAUGACUUUGCAGAAAGAGCAAUAUGAAGCACUGAUGGGUCUUCUUAAGAAUGGAACUGGCAACAAUGCACCAUCACCAUCUAGAUCACACAUAACAACAAAUUUUAUCAGUAAGAACAAUCCAAAUACAAGCAAGUAUACUCUAUUAGUACUACCACAGGCAGAAAAUGCUUAUGGUGGCACUUGGAUUCUUGACACAGGUGCCACAAAUCAUGUCAUUUGUGAUCAUAGUAUGUUCAUGCUCAGUACUCCUAUUUAGGGAUGACAAUGGGGCGGGUUUGCCUAAAUCAUCCCCAUUCCUGCUUUUAAAUAUCCAAACCCAUACCCGCCUCAUACCCAUGCGGUGGAAGAUUUAGCAAACCCAUCCUCCAUACCCGUGGAUUUCGGGCACCCAUGGGUAAUACCCGCCCCGUACAUCCAACAUUAUAAAUAACUAAAACUUUACAUGUAAAUUUUCAGUUAUAACAUUAAACACACCUACUAUAUCAUGAAGUCGACAAAGUGACAAUCAUUCUUAAUAUGGUUCAAAGCAUCUUAUCCUAAAACAUUCCUUAAUCCAUAAAAUAGAGUACAAUGU
This is a messenger RNA of Linum trigynum, 4591 nucleotides long. NCBI's taxonomy places the organism in Eukaryota, Viridiplantae, Streptophyta, Magnoliopsida, Malpighiales, Linaceae. The record is from the annotation of a GenBank genome assembly.